Acanthocheilonema viteae is the source of this 1086-nucleotide messenger RNA. NCBI's taxonomy places the organism in Eukaryota, Metazoa, Nematoda, Chromadorea, Rhabditida, Onchocercidae. The record is from the annotation of a GenBank genome assembly.
AUGUCGACGAAAUCUGCGAUUCCGAUUAAUGUUGAACAGUCAACUAGUAAUGUGGACCGAACCAACGUUCCGGAAACUGGAGAUGAAGCGAAUUCCGGUCAUUCUACUUCCACCUUGAAUGUGGAAAAUUUUGACAAACUAUUGCCUGAUGCUGAAGAAAUGAAAGGAGCAAGCUUACAAAGUGGUUCUGCUGGCGGUAUUGGUGUUGCUGAUCCGAUGUUGGAAUCAUCCAAAUUACUCCGAAAACUUUCCGAAGCAUUAGGCUCAUCAUCCUGUCAUCCAGGAAACUGCUGUUUGUGCAAUCAAUUGUCAUCAAAUUUGCUUGAUUCGUUGGAUGCGAUCAUUUUACCGGUCAUUUCUUCCAGCAACACCGAUAUUUUGUAUCAAAACUUUGAGAAAGUUAAUUAUGGAGCAGAUCUGGAUGAAAACAGCGACUACAGCGAGAGCAGUCGACAUGAUGGCGUAGAAAAUGGCGGAAAAUUAAGGAUGCCAUCUCACUGCCGUCGAGUUGGCGAUACUUUACGGAAGAAAUCUCAAAUUUACCUAAAGUAUUUAUCAAUCCGUAAAGCUCUGAGAAAAUUGCAACGGAUCGAAGGUAAAGGCAUUGUUCGAAAAGGUGCACUAAGACAAAAGAAUGUUCAUGAAGUCAAAGCGCAUAAAUUUAUUGCACGAUUUUUUAAACAGCCGACAUUUUGUUCACAUUGCAAGGAAUUUCUUUGGGGCCUUAAUAAACAAGGCUUCCAGUGUCAGAUAUGCGCACUUGUAGUACAUAAAAGGUGUCAUCAGUUUGUUAAUUUUCAAUGUCCUGGUGCUGAUAAAGGUGUUGAUACCGACGAUCCACGACAGCAGCAUAAAUGGAAGGUGCACUCAUAUUCGUCCCCGACUUUUUGUGAUCAUUGUGGAUCUCUGCUUUAUGGUAUCAUUCAUCAGGGUAAAAAAUGUCAAUCUUGCGAUGUGAAUGUGCACCAUAAAUGUGUUAAGUAUGUGCCUAAUAUGUGCGGGACAGAUUACAUCGAAAGACGUGGUAGAAUACAUCUUUCAAUUCGAGUUGAAAAUGAUCUUCUCCAAGUUAAAGGUGCUGAUUAG